AUGUCGACCCCAGGAAGCAUAAAGACCUACACCUCUGCACCUCUCAAUUCCAACAAGACAGAAGAGGAGACAACGGCAGCCAAAGUACAGCCGCAACCCGCCACCGCAAUCGAGGCCGAAACAACGACUGCGACGCAACCCCAAACCACGUCGGCUACUGCUACCGCGCCAGCGUACUCACCGAUAUACGCAUCUGCACAGCCAGAGAGUCUCCCAGCUCAACCCGGCGCCGCACCAAGUCUACCUGCCCCAACAGCAGCCGCGACGCAACCAACAGGCAACCUUAUGCCAACGCCAACCUCUACCUACCCAAGCGAAACGUCUACACAAUCCCCACCACCUCCACAACCAGGUGCCGUACCACAAGUCCCAACUCCAACCGCACAAUCUACAGUCCCGCCACCUCCCAAGGCAGGACAAGCCAUCUCUCCCUCCCUGCCUUCUACAGCACAAGCUACCACCGCACCGCAACCCUCGACCCAAUUCACCUCUUCCUACGCCUACCACCGCUCACCACACCAUACCUCUGAAAUCCCAAACUCGACCUCCACCCCUUACUCUUCCGUGUACCAGGCCCCGACUGGUGCGGGUCCCUCUGGAUCUACAGGAUUGCCGCUGCAUUAUAGCAGUGGUGGAGGUGGAGGGGCGAGUAGUAUUUCCCCCGAGGAUGAUGAGCCUUCGUUCUUUAGUACUGCGAAGGGGUGGAUGCAGACUGCGGGAUCGAAGUUGGCAGAGGUUGAGGCGGAGGUUUGGAAGAGGAUUAAUAAUGCGCAUGAUGAUAAAUGA
Molecule: messenger RNA, 786 nt
Organism: Penicillium cataractarum
Lineage: Eukaryota; Fungi; Ascomycota; Eurotiomycetes; Eurotiales; Aspergillaceae
Exons: 1
Coding region: 1-786 (261 amino acids)
Source: RefSeq, a predicted model, not a curated record